AUGGCGUACGUGGCAAAGCAGCAACAUACACUACAAUGGGAAAUUUCGUCCGUACUUGUUAAGAGUUUGAGGACAAUGGAUGACACAGCUUUUCGUCUUAGCAGUCUUCGCACCUUCACGCCGAAUCUCGGUGAAUCCAACUACUACUACAUCGCUCAUGGAGGCCACCGGAAUGGCUUCGUAGUGGUGCAAACCAGGUCUUUUGAGUCGAAAUCACUAUGCUCUGCAUCCACAAGUACAUGGCCUCAAUUGGGCCGCGCCUCCGUGCCAGUAGUGCACCGGCAUGGACCAUGCGCGCCGUCACAGUCCUCUCACAAGCUGUCCUUUGCCGAGAGACUCCGCCUAAGCCGCGCUCGUGCUAACUUCAUCAUGAGCAGAGCAUCCAACGGCAUGGUGAGUACGCGAGACGACGAUGCCAACGUGAGCAUCCCAACCCACCUGGGCGGAUCCGUGGACUCUCUCGAGUACGUGGUCACGGUGGGCCUAGGCACGCCAGCCGUGUCGCAGGUCCUCCUCAUGGACACCGGCAGCGACCUGUCGUGGGUGCAGUGCGCGCCGUGCAACUCCGCGGCGUGCUACCCGCAGAAGGACCCGCUGUUCGACCCGACCAAGUCUUCCACCUACGCUUCCAUCCCCUGCGACACCGCCGCGUGCCAGAACCUCACCGCCGACCGCUACCAGAACGGCUGCACGGACGGCGGCGCCCAUUGCGGAUACCGCGUAGAGUACGGGGACGGAUCCAAGACGAGGGGCGUGUACAGCACCGAGACGCUAACCCUCGCGCCCGGGGUCACCGUCGAGGAUUUCCGUUUCGGCUGCGGCCGCGACCAGCGAGGCGACAACGACAAGUACGACGGUCUCGUCGGGCUCGGAGGCGCGCCGGAGUCGCUCGUCGUGCAGACGUCCCCGGUUUACGGCCGCGCCUUCUCGUACUGCCUCCCGGCGCUAAACAGCGACGCCGGGUUUCUUGCCCUCGGCGCGCCGAGAGCCGCCGACACGUCGGGCUUCGUGUUCACGCCGAUGAGCCACCUCUCUGAUACGGCAACGUUUUACAUGGUGACGCUGACCGGCAUCAGCGUGGCUGGGAAGCAGCUCGACAUCCCGCCGUCGGCGUUCCGGGGAGGCAUGAUCAUCGACUCCGGCACCGUCAUCACGGGGCUCCCGCAAACCGCGUACAACGCGCUGCAGGCGGCGUUCCGGAAGGCCAUGGAGGCGUACCCGCUGUUGCCAAAUGGUGACCUUGACACCUGCUACAACUUCACCGGCUACAGCAACGUCACCGUGCCCAAGGUUGCCUUCACUUUCAGUGGCGGCGGCACCGUCGACCUCGACGUCCACAACGGGAUUCUACUGAAGGACUGCCUCGCUUUCACCGAGUCUGGGCCAGACGUCGGCCUCGGCAUAAUCGGCAACGUGAAUCAGCGCACGCUCGAGGUGCUCUACGACGCCGGCCAGGGUAAAGUCGGCUUCCGGGCUGGUGCCUGCUGA
Molecule: messenger RNA, 1488 nt
Organism: Setaria italica (foxtail millet)
Lineage: Eukaryota; Viridiplantae; Streptophyta; Magnoliopsida; Poales; Poaceae
Product: aspartyl protease family protein At5g10770
Exons: 3
Coding region: 1-1488 (495 amino acids)
Biological process (GO): proteolysis
Molecular function (GO): aspartic-type endopeptidase activity
Source: RefSeq, a predicted model, not a curated record